AUGCCUCGUCUAACGCGAGCUGCAGCGUCGAACUCUGCUGCAUCUGAAGCUCCAGCAGCAGCUACAGCUGUGUCAAAUCUGGAAAUGAGUGGGCCUAAAAUGGACGAGAAAUCUGCUUCAGAACCCCAAAGCAAAGAGUCUCCAAUAGUCGUACCAGAGAAAGCAGAAGAGACACCUGUUGUGAAGCAAGAACCCAGCGAUACCCCAGUGGAGAUUCUGGCCUCCUCCGCACCGCUGAAGCUGCCGGAUGAUAAAUUUACUCCUGUUCUGUCAAAACCAAAAACAACAUCAACACCUCCUCAAUUCAGAACCGUCUCUGAAAGUGCAUACAUCCCUCCUCAUCAAAGAAGGCUAGGUGAGUAUCUGGCCAAAGUCGAAUUGCCACACGCCAUGGCGAACUCUGCAAAUGUGAUAGACUUCGAACUACAGAAACUAGUCGGUCUUAUUGUGAAGUCGUCACCCAAGAAUCCGGCUUUUUCUGCUGAGUAUAUUCACGAAGUUACCGAUUUAUCUAUAAAAUUCAUGGACCUGUUUUGCACGACAUUACGUAAGUUGACAGAUCUUCAGCGCCAUUCGUUACCUGGUGUAGCAGAUUUGGAAUUAUGUCUUCAAAAACUCGAUAUCUCCCCGGCAGAUCUUCAUACGGAGUACAUCCGUCACAAAUCACUUCCCAAUUCUGUGCGACAGCAGGCUGCUCGCUUAAAAGGGGAAGUCGACCAUCUCUUAAGCGAAUAUAAUGCGGAAAAGUAUGAUCUCCACAAGGAUGAUCCUUCGCUCGUUUUCUAUACCAACGAGCAAUAUGAAAUCGCUGCUCUUGUUCCACAGCAGAUGAGAAGUCGCGACUAUAUUCCAGAAUACUUUCCCGAGCUACCUCCAGAUUUUACCUAUCGUCUGACAAGCAGCUUUAUGGAUACAACUCUGGAACUUAAAAAGAUUAAAAUGAAACUUUUUGAAGAAUCUCGACUCAACGAGUCAUCUCUCCAUAAAUUAAUUGAUGAUGACGAGAAAAGAUGGCUAGAAGAGUUGAACGAGCAACUAGCUGAAGAUUCGGAGGAUGAUUCUGCAGAUGAGAAUGAAGACAUAAUGAGUGUUGGUGGCGAGAAUUUGUCCGAGAUUGAGUCUCCAUUGCCUGACUUACUUGAACAUGAGCUGAAAGCAAUAGGAGAUCAGGACCACGGGACAGCACGAGAUAUCUUACUAGAUGGUGAGAAAGUGACACCAGACGACAAAAAGUCUGAUGCGCACCACAAUGAUAUGGAUUCCGCGAAGGUAAUUAAUGAAGAGGCCGGCGAUGUUCAAUUGAAUAUGGUUAAUGCCUCACUGUCGCAUUCUGCCAUGCAAACCAGUGUGCUGCGCAAUUCUGUGAAAAAUGAUGCAGCAUUCGAUUUCGUCAGCUACGCAAGGAAGAGAAAACUCGCCCUUGAAAAGCCUCACAAAGAUCUAGAGCGCCAAAAGUUCCUUCGAAGUCAAAAUUACUACCUUCAAGCCGAGAAAAAGUUCUCAUGCUACGCAACGGAUGUCCCAACAAAAGCAGACUUUCAAUGGGUGGACGGAAUAUUGGAUCGCAGUUUCAAGAAUGUGAUUCGUGCCACAAGACGCGCAGAAAAGGUCAAGGCAAAGAGAUUGGCUGCAAUGGAAGCAGAACGCAAAAGUCUUGAAAAGGCAAACGAAAAGAUGCUGGGCACAUUGGAAUUUGCAUUCAAUGAAGCUUCGAAUUUUCUGGAUGAGAGUGAUGAUAACAUGGAGAAUGAGUUCGAAAACUUUGAUUUUGGAGAUGUGAUCGACCACCCAAAACCGGUAUCUGCAAAUAUCCCACUCGACCUGACAAUCUCUUCGCUGCUAUCAUCUGGCCCGCCUGAGAGCGAACUACCAAAAGGAUCUGCGCCUACAUCAUCUAUCAGCCAAGAAGUCAAUGAUGUACCAUUGGAUGAGGAGCCUAGCGAGAAGAAAGACCCUCAGUCUAUCAAACUAGAGAACGAUGAUGAUUUAGAGGAUAUGUUCGACGAAUUGGAGACGCUCCAGGAGACAAAUAAUAGACAUAUACCACCAGUGGAUUCGGAGUCAGAAGAGGAUGAUUUGGAAGAUCUUUAG
Messenger RNA from Australozyma saopauloensis, 2091 nucleotides. RefSeq lists its product as uncharacterized. The record is from RefSeq and is a predicted model, not a curated record. The transcript has a single exon. Gene Ontology annotation, cellular component: transcription factor TFIID complex. Gene Ontology annotation, biological process: transcription initiation at RNA polymerase II promoter. Bases 1 to 2091 code for a protein of 696 amino acids. NCBI's taxonomy places the organism in Eukaryota, Fungi, Ascomycota, Pichiomycetes, Serinales, Metschnikowiaceae.